This is a messenger RNA of Aspergillus clavatus NRRL 1, 1047 nucleotides long. Its product is annotated as proteasome inhibitor PI31 family protein. The record is from RefSeq and is a predicted model, not a curated record. The transcript is spliced from 2 exons. Bases 1 to 1047 code for a protein of 348 amino acids. Gene Ontology annotation, biological process: proteasome-mediated ubiquitin-dependent protein catabolic process. NCBI's taxonomy places the organism in Eukaryota, Fungi, Ascomycota, Eurotiomycetes, Eurotiales, Aspergillaceae. Gene Ontology annotation, molecular function: endopeptidase inhibitor activity; proteasome binding.
AUGGCAAAUAGACUAACUGUCGACAACGUCGUAGCUCUUGCAGUGAGGGCUCUUCGUGGAGAGAACGAUGAUCAGCUGAGCCUCAAUUCUCCUUAUGAGGUUAUUGCGCUUAUCGGCCAUGCCUGUAUGAAGGCACUCGACUUCAGGCUGCUUGGGCUCGGGGAGGAGCACAAUAUAGAGAGCUCCACUGAAAGCGAGACCUUACCCGCGGAAUGGAAUGCGAGCGAUACUUAUACCUUCCGCUAUGCCCAUUCGCAGUCAUCAAUGCAGUAUCUAUUAAAGAUUAGUCGGUUAGGAAAUAAUGCCGUUGUGCUUGCUUUGGCCUUGGGUGAUGACAAGACCUCUUCUUUUGACCUUCCAAUCAAAGAUUACAUCUCCCAGUCCGCUCUCCCUAUUCCUCCUACCGCCGAUCUAGCAAAAGCCCUUAAAGAAGUAUUUGUAUCCGAACAGCGACUGCAUGAUUUGAUUGGGAUGUUCAAGACGAAUGUCAUCCAGAAGCUAGCCCCUGGUUUGUAUAAGGAAGGAUAUGAGGAUACCAGCCAGGCCAUCCGAGAGAGACAGCAAGAACGGCCACCUCGAUACGAUCCUCUGAGGGAUGAUACACUCCCUCAGCCUGCACGUCCGUACCCCUUUGAUGAUCCCCUGGCAGCAGGUCCCCGGCGACCAGCUCCCCCGGGGGAUUUUGCGCCACCUGGGUUUGAGGAUGAAUAUGAGAUCUAUCGGCCACCUCGAGGAUACCCCCCGGGAAAUAGUGGCCGCAAUCCUAUGAACUACGGAGACAGAGACUUAUAUCCUGCGGGUCUUGGUCCCAAUGAUCCCAUUCGAGGGGGUGUUGGUCCUGGUCUCGGAGGCGGAGGUGGUGGUGGUAUGCAUCCAACUUUUGAUGAUCCGCUGUUCGGAGGUCGUGGAGGACAAGGCUACGAUCCCCAAGCACCUCCUGGAUCAAGAUAUGACCCCGUUGGUCCCGGAGGAGCACCAUCCGGACGAGGACGAGGACCCUUCGGCGGCGGCGGUUUUGGUGGAGGAUUUGGCGGUGACAUCAUUUAG